CCGCGGGCGCUGCACUCGGGCUCGGGCGCGCGGAGCCAGCGGCCGCCAGCCCGCAGCGGGGCCAUGGGCCGCGACGGCCGCGUGCCGGGGCUGCUCCGCCGCCACCUGCAGCCCACGCUCACCUACUGGAGCGUCUUCUUCAGCUUCGGCCUGUGCAUCGCCUUCCUGGGGCCCACGCUGCUGGACCUGCGCUGCCAGACGCACAGCUCGCUGCCCCAGAUCUCCUGGGUCUUCUUCUCGCAGCAGCUCUGCCUCCUGCUGGGCAGCGCCCUCGGGGGCGUCUUCAAGAGGACCCUGGCCCAGUCGCUAUGGGCCCUCUUCACAUCUUCCCUGGCCAUCUCACUGGUGUUUGCCGUCAUCCCCUUCUGUCGAGACGUGACGGUGCUGGCCUCUGUCAUGGCGCUGGCGGGCCUCGCCAUGGGCUGCAUCGACACCGUGGCCAACAUGCAACUGGUGAGGAUCUACCAGAAGGAUUCAGCCAUCUUCCUUCAGGUUCUCCAUUUCUUUGUGGGCUUUGGUGCUCUGCUGAGCCCCCUUAUUGCCGACCCCUUCCUGUCUGAGGCCAACUGCUUGCCCGCCAACGGCACAGCCAACAGCACCUCUGGCAGCCACCUCUUCCAUGCGUCCAGGGUCCUGGGCCAGCACCACGCUGAGGCGUGGCGUUGGUCCAACCAGUCGCUCUCCAGGCUGCCUCCGCAGGAUGGAGCAAGGACCCGCGUGUCGUACGCCUUCUGGAUCAUGGCCCUGAUCAACCUCCCGGUGCCCCUGGCUGUGCUGUUUCUGCUGUCCAAAGAGCGGCUGCUGGCCUGCUGCCCUCAGAGGAGGCCCCUGCUCCUGUCUGCAGAUGAGCUCGCCCUGGAGACCCAGCCUCCUGAGAAGGAAGAUGCCUCCUCCCUGCCCCCAAAGUUUCAGCCGCACCCAGGGCACGAGGACCUGUUCAGCUGCUGCCAGAGAAAGAACUGCAAAGGAGCCCCUUAUUCCUUCUUCGCCAUCCACAUCACAGCCGCCCUGGUCCUGUUCAUGACCGAUGGGAUGACGGGGGAGUAUUCAGCAUUUGUGUACAGCUAUGCAGUGGAGAAACCGCUCUCUGUGGGGCACAAGGUGGCUGGUUACCUCCCCAGCCUCUUCUGGGGCUUCAUCACCCUGGGUCGGCUCAUCUCUAUUCCCAUCUCUUCCAAAGUGAAGCCAGCCACCAUGGUUUUCAUCAAUGUGGUGGGCGUGGUGGUGACCUUCCUGGUGCUUCUUGUUUUCUCCUACAACGUCGCCUUCCUGUUCGUGGGGACAGCCAGCCUGGGCCUGUUCCUCAGCAGCACCUUCCCCAGCAUGCUGGCCUACACCGAGGACAUCCUGCAGUACAAAGGCUGUGCGACCACGGUGCUGGUGACGGGGGCAGGAAUUGGUGAGAUGGUCCUCCAGAUGCUGGUUGGUUCGAUAUUCCAGGCUCAGGGCAGCUAUAGUUUCCUGGUCUGUGGCGUGAUCUUUGGUUGCUUGGCUUUUACCUUCUAUAUCUUGCUCCUGUUUUUCCACAGGAUGCACCCUGGACUCUCAUCAGUUCCUACCCAGGACAAAGCCCUAGGAAUAGAAAGCCUGGAGUGCUACCAGAGGUAAAGCUGGGUGAAGGGGGCCGGCGAAGACUUCCGGCCUUUUGAGCACACCCGCCCAGGACUGAAGUGUUCAAGAUGCUUGGGGGUGGCGGUGGAGGCCAUCUCUCCACGCCUUGGCUUGGAUCUUCUCCGCUAAUCCUUGCUUGGGUAGAAGAGAUUAAAUUGACUUCUGGUACCUGGAUCCUCCCAGGGCAAAUCAUUAGACGUCUACUGGAUGGGUGUUCAAGUUCCCUUCCUCUUCCCUGGUUCGGACCUUUGGUCACAACUGUCCAGGAUACCCAGAUGGGAAGGAAGAAGACAGCCAUACGCUUCACUCCGUUGGCCACCUCUUGCAUGGACCACACCCUGCCUGGGUUUAAAAAUCACUUUUCAUUGAAGUUUGGAAGAAUAGGUUGAAAUUGUAAAGUUCAAUGAUCAUUGCUAGAUGUAGAUAUAUUUUAAAUUAGUCAAAAACAAACCCCAAGUUUAUGCCCUGGCAUGCUCAAAGGAUUGAUGUUGCUUUUUACCUUUUGAGAGUCCAAAGUCCUGCAAAUUCCUGUCGCUGAUAUCAAUAGUUCAUUUAAAAUCUAUAGCAUCAAAAGGAAAAGUUGACUCUUGCUGUCUUUGGGACCCUAAUUCAGUGGUAUGCUGGGCUAGCUCAGACUAUCAACAGCAGAUUGGUAAAAUUUCAUUUUGAGAACUGGCUGUGAAACACGGCCGUUGUUCAAAAUCAAAUUAUAGAAACUUACAAUUAAUUACAUUAAAGACGAAGGUAGUGACCACUCAAAACCCAUCACUUCCUUAAAGUCAUUUAUGUGUGUUGCAUCUGCGUGGCGGAAAGGUAUGCUUCUGUGCAUCUCUUCCCAGCAGCACUUUCAGCGAUCAUGUGUUUGGUGGCUUGAGAUAAGCCCUGGGGGUGGGGUAUUCCCCCCACAGGACCUGGCAAAAGCUGUCCAUCCUGGCUUCCUCCCACCUCCAGCCGCCAGAGAGCCGGGGGUGGAAACAUCUACCGGCAUACCACUGCUAACAACAGUGCUAACCGGCCCCGAAGUCAUCUGGGAGAACGGGACGAAGAUUCUGUUCUUCUUUACUGACGCUGACAGUGCUUAUAAAAGGUGUAGAAACGGCACUAAGAAUUUCUCCAAAAUAUCUAAUUUAAACUCGACAUCUUUUAUAGAAGGGCACAAAGCUCUUUAUACCACGUCAAGUUGUUUUCUUUAACAAAAAGCUGGGACUGCCUAGUGAUCCUGAGGAGGACAGGCUCCUGCCCAGGGCAAAUCCCCCAGCAGCACAGAGAGAGUCCAGAGCUGCCGCUUGGAGAGGGUAAGAGCGCUGAGGGGUCCGGAAGCAGUGAAGUGGCUAUCACAGUGACAGCACAUGCAUUUACCUGCAGUUUUCCUGUGUAUGUACAAAUGUACGUGGUCAAACAGAAAAAGAGGAUCAAGGUUCUCAGGAGCUGGUCUCAGCGGUCUCGCAGAUCAGUAGCAUUGUCCUGUAAGCCGCUCCACCUGCCAGCACCAUGUGUGCCCAAGGGACUCCGGCAGCCCUGGUGUGAGCCCUGGCCUCUCCCUCUAGCUGCAUGGCCCUGGGCAGAUAGAUCACUGAUGCUCUUCCGGCCUGGUUGUUGCUGUUGUUUUUAAAUCCAAGUGACAUUUCUAAAGGAACUGACCCUACCUCAAAGGAAUUCUGAAAGAAUUAAGUAACUUUGUUUGAAGCAAUUCUCAUUUGCCUGACACAGAAACUGCUUAGUAAAUGUUAGCAAUCUUUAUUUUUAAGACCUCA
Nyctereutes procyonoides (raccoon dog) is the source of this 3365-nucleotide messenger RNA. It is a transcript of the gene SLC60A1, whose product is annotated as major facilitator superfamily domain containing 4A. The coding region runs from base 64 to 1608 and encodes 514 amino acids. The record is from RefSeq and is a predicted model, not a curated record. The transcript is spliced from 10 exons. Lineage: Eukaryota; Metazoa; Chordata; Mammalia; Carnivora; Canidae.